Messenger RNA from Drosophila innubila, 4364 nucleotides. Its product is annotated as titin homolog. The transcript has 4 exons. NCBI's taxonomy places the organism in Eukaryota, Metazoa, Arthropoda, Insecta, Diptera, Drosophilidae. The record is from RefSeq and is a predicted model, not a curated record. Gene Ontology annotation, cellular component: nucleus. Gene Ontology annotation, biological process: regulation of transcription by RNA polymerase II. Gene Ontology annotation, molecular function: zinc ion binding; RNA polymerase II transcription regulatory region sequence-specific DNA binding; DNA-binding transcription factor activity, RNA polymerase II-specific. Bases 117 to 4031 code for a protein of 1304 amino acids.
UCACUCUAGCUUCUGUGGGUAAUAAACAAAAAUUAAAUCUAUUUUCGCUGCAAGUUAAACUACAAUAAUGUAGCUAAAACAAUUGAGAAAGAAGUAAAACUCAAUAAGUCAUCAACAUGGAGCGUUUCGCUUUUAAGAUCGAUGCGGCUCUCAGGGCUAAUUUGUACAAGAUUUGUCGCCUGUGCGGCAUUGAUAAUCCGUCCAAGGUGCCAAUACUACCAAAAGGGUGCGAGAUCAUAGAUCUGGACGAGCCGAGUUUGAGUCAAAAGGUUUAUGAGCUGGUUGGCUUUACGGUGACAAAAGAUGACAAAAUGCCGCAGACAAUGUGCAGCCUGUGCGUGGAUAAAAUCAAUGAUUUUUACGAAUUUCGUGAAAUGUGCUAUGCAACAAAUAAGCAGACGCGUAAUCUGCUAGGACUCAAGCAAGCGGAUCCACAUAAGCUCAUGGAUAUAAAACCAAUCUUUAAGAGCGAGCUUCUGGCAGUUUCUUCAGCUAAUACUAAGCGCGGGCGUAAGCGUAAAACAGAGGAUUCUCCGGCGGCAACUGCCAGUGGCAGCAGUGGCAAGUCGAGCAACACGGAAAUUUCCUUGGAUGUAGUGAAAAAUGAGCCAAUCACCUGGCGCAAAAAGCAGCGACUGCAACAACAGCAGCAGCAACAACAACAACAACAACAGCUGCCAGCUCCCAGCAAAGCUGAAGUCAAGGAGGAGCCCAUAGAUGCGGAUGCCAACAACAAAUUCGGAUUAGCUGGCAAAAAGCGUCGGAAGGCCAGUUGCAGUGUGUGCGGCGAGAGAUUUGAGAGCAAGGAACUGGCGGAGGAGCACAAGACUGCAGCACAUGUGCCCUCAAUAUUGCGAUAUGCGUGUCAUGCAUGUAAUCAGAUCCAUCACAGUCCCAGCGACAUCAAAGCCCAUCAGCUGUGGCAUAGACUAUCCAAGACGCCUUACCAGUGUCCGCUGUGCAAUGUGAACGUGGCCAACAACUAUGCCUUCACUCGCCAUCUAAGGGAACAUACGGUGCCGACGCCGAUCGAAUUGCUGGUCCUCGAUCGCGAGUGUCCGAUAUGCAAGAAAACAUUCUUAACGAAUUUCUUCUACAAUACACAUCCUUGUGCAAGGCGUACACGCAAAUGUGGUGGCUGCAGUCGUGCCCUCAACACUGAAGUUGCCUAUAUGCGCCAUGCUCCGUUCUGCUCAAAGAUUUAUUUAAAUCACUCCAAGCACAUAAUGCCCGAGGCGGCCGAUAAUGAAGCUCAAAUGCGCAUUAAAAAUGAAUACGGUGUGGAUACCGAGGAGAAUGCAAUGCCAUGUAUUACAUAUCCACAGGACAAUAUGCAGCCUGUGGUUGUCCUGGAGCGUCUAUCAUCACCACUACUACGCGCCUCUGUGGAGCCCAACUCGCUAGGCAAGAAUAAUGAUCGUGUAUCCACCAAAUCAUACUUGAAACGCGUCGAUCAGCUGCUGAAGAAUACGAUGAGCACGCUGGUCAGCAUUAAACAUGAGCCCGAGGUACACAUCGAUGAUACUGGACCGCCAUUGUCCAUUGCGGAACAGGCUGAAAGUGAGCCAGAUGAGGAACCAGCUGGCUGUGAUGAUUUCCACUUCAACGCAGGCAACGACGAUAGUGAUGAAGAUGCUCCUGCAACAGCAGCGGAUGUUUCAACAGUGGCCGUAAAGCAAGAGAUCAUCGAUGAAUCCUAUCAGGAGCUGCAGGAGCAGGAGCAAGUGCCAAGCGGCGAUGGCGUACAAAUGAAACAGGAGCCUCUCAAGCUGAAGCUGAAGAUCACCAAGAAUCAUGGACAACUCAAUUCUUCGCUCGUUGAUGACGAUCACGAUUUGCAGUCACAAUCAAAGAGCGCCAAGAAGAAAAAGAAACGAAAGCACAAGGAGCGUAAUAAGGAAUCGGAGACUAGCGACAAAACGACACCAAUCGAAGCAAAUACUGAUGACAUUCAAACGCCAGCUCAAGAAACAGUUGAAGAUUCAAGCAGUGUCAUUGUGACCAUAAAGCAGGAACGCUUGGACGACAACUAUGACAACGCCGAUGCAAGUGAAGCACAAACUGGAGAGGCUCAGUUUGAGCCGCAAGCCACAGUCAUGACCAGCAUUCCAAUGCUCCAGCUGGACAGCAGCUACAGCGAGGAGAACCAGGAGACAGUCACCAGACACCACGAGCCGGAGGAUGUGAAACCAAAUCGCUUGGAGUUGGAUCGCUUGAUGCAAAUAACUCAUAUAGCCAGUGGUGUGGUCAUGGCAGAGGAGGCAUUGCCACCCGAGAGCGCCGUGGAGGCUAUGCCCAAUGAAACGCUAACAGAGAUCCCAGCAAAGCCUGUCAAGAAAGCAGCUAAAAAGUCUACAGCGCGAAAAAGUACAGGCGGUGUUCCACGGGAGUCUGCAACAUCUUCAGACUCAACUUCGAGCUCCGUUCAACCAUCAGGAUCACCUUCGGUCAGCGUUUCACUUGAGGAUUCUACUUCAACGGCUUCACCUUUGAAUGCAAUACAGCUGCCACAGAUUGUAUCUGUGGAAAGUGGAGCUGCAGUUCCCUUUAACAUUGUUGCUAUUAAGCCAGAACCACUUAAUCGUGGCUAUGCGGAUGAGAACGAAGCGGAGGAGGUGGCAGAACCGAGCGUGGAUGCCUCAAAUGAGAUCAACCACAAUGAAAAGAUAGACGAAGAGGCUGCCUACAUAAACAGCUUAGAUCUCAGCAAUGUAACCAUAAAGCAGGAGAAGGACUUGCACAUUUCCGAUGUCAGUGUCAAUGGCAGUGAAGCUGACAACUUGCACUUUAAUGGAUUGCAUCCAAGUGAGGACAGCGAUGAGGGGGAUGACGAUGAUGAGGAAGAUGCUGAUGACAGUGCUUCUUCAGCGGAUGAGGCAGAGGAAAAUAUGGAUACAUAUGAGGAACAGGAGGAGCGCAUUUAUCGUGAAAUUGAGUUACCGCCUUUGGAGGAACAGGCUCCUGCGGAAAACUCAGCAUUAGAAACGGAAAGCAAGGCAGAAAAUAUGGACGGGGUAGCAGAGAAUAUGCAAGUGGAAUCCGAGAAUAUGCAAAUGGAGUCAAAGAAUAUUCUAAAGCAAUCAGAGAAUAUUCAAGUGGAGUCACAAAAUAUUCAAAAAACCUCACAGAAUAUGCAAGUGGAUUCAGAGAAUAUACAAGUGGGCUUAGAGAUUAUACAAGUGGAGUCGAAGAACAUACAAGUAAAUUCAGAGAAUAUGCAAGUGGAGUCAGAGAACAUGGUUCAAGAGCCAGAGAAUAUGGUGCAGGAAACUCCACCACCGGUAAAAGAACUUAAUAUUGAUCCAGCCCAAAGUGAAAUCGAAAUGCCGCAGGUUGAGUCAGAGAAUAUAUUGAUGGCGACAGAUCCAUCACAGGAUUUGCAAGGAGAAGGAGAAGAGCCCCAAAUGCCGAAAGAGAUGGCAUCUAGUGAACCACAACAGGCGACCACAAGUACUUCAGCUUUUAACUUCAUCAUCACCAGCGUUUGCAGUCAAGCGGAGGAGGCACUUCCUUCCAAUGACAACGUUCCGCCCGUGCUGGAUACUCCGGAGAAAAGCGAGAAUAUUGAAGAGAAUAUAGCCUGCUCAGAAGUAACCUUAAGUGCGCCAAAGGAUAACGAAACUUUGGCGCAGCCUUUCUUCACACCUUGCAACUCCUCAACGAACUACAAUUGUGAUGAGGAGCAACAAAAUGUGCUUAACCAUGAACUAUCUGUAACGAAUCCGCAGGAACUGGAACAACUUGCGCUGCCGGCAGUAGAGGAGCAGCAGGAACCUGAGGCAGGACCCUCAGCCACAGCCUGUAAUGAGCUGUCCGGUAACGAGGAGCCCAGUGUCCAUGAAGAGACUGAGAACCGCAUCAAUGAGCAGCAACAACAUCAACAACAGCAGCAACAACAUCAACAACAGCAACGUUGUGAGAUUAACAAUGAUUCCAAUAUUAAUGAAAUUGCCGAAAACAAUAAUAAUGCCAACAUUGAACGCGAACUAAACGACGAUGCAAAUGUGGCUCAGGAAAAUCCUAACAUAUAAGUUAAAUAAUAGUAAAUAGAUAUUAAGAUUAAUUUAAAAAAAAUUAUAUAUAAUAACAUAUAUGUUUCCUUUUAGACGCCAAACCCACUUCUUAUUGUACAUAUGUAGUUCAUGUAUUCAUUUGUAGUUCUCGAGAAUCUUUAUCAUACUACCAAAAUCGAAUAAAUACAUUAAAUAAAUAGAAAACCCGAAAUUAUUUAAGUUAGAAUUACACAAUUUUAUUUACGUAAAUUACAUAAAUUAAUGGCUUAUAUAAUACAAUAGAAUAUCUAUAUAUGUAAGCAUAUAGAAUGCAUGUACGUAAAUGUAUUUAAAUACACAAAUCGCACAAGA